AGCCGUGGAACUGCAGCUCUCGGCGACCAACAACAAUAUCCUGGCGAGGUAUCCCGGCCAGGAUGACUACGUCAGUCCUCUGAAAUCAACGCGGGCGGUCGUGGGCGGUCUUGCAGAACUCCCUUGCAACAUCACCUCGCCCAUUCUCGGGGAUCCGCCUCUUUUGGUCCUUUGGUACAAGGCCGGGUUGCAUAAGCCUAUUUACAGCUAUGACGUCAGACGCGGGCCCCCGAGCUACUGGGCUAACCCUUCCGUGCUGGGCGAUCGUGCAAAGUUCGACGCUGCAACGGCCUCGCUCGUCGUGCAACGCGUGCAGGAGGAGGAUGAGGGGAUGUUCCGAUGCAGAGUGGAUUUUCGCACAAAUCCCACCCUGACCUUUUCUAGUAACCUUACUGUGAUUGUGCCGCCUCGGAGGGUCGCCGUGUACACCGAGAGGGGCGUCGAGGCCAGAAGUAUCGUGGGCCCCUUUACCGAAGGCGACACCCUCCGUCUGCUCUGCCGGGUCGAGGGGGGGUCGCCGUCCCCUCAGGUCACGUGGUGGGAAGGGUCGGAGCUCCUGGACGCGACCUUAGACAGCAGUGACCUCGGCUACGUGACCAACACCCUCGAAAUCUCGCCGCUAACGAGGGAGGAUUUGCACCGAACGCUCACGUGUCAGGCGACCAACACAAACCUCACGGCUCCGCUCGCCGCCACCGUCACCCUCGAUAUGAACUUUCCUCCCCUGUGGGUUCGCCUCUUAAGCAGCCGUGACCCCCUGAGUGCCGGACGCCAAUACGUGGUGGUGUGCCAGGCCGUGGGUGCCAAGCCGCCUGCGAACAUUACGUGGUACCUCGGCCCUACGAAACUCACCACGCAUUUUGAAGAGCGGAGCCACGAAGGAAACGUCACGACGAGCUCUCUCCGGCUGACGCCCACGGUGGCUGACGCAGGGCAGGUGCUGGCGUGCGUUAGCGAUUCCCGGACCGUCAAGACAAGGCUGAUGAUGGACGAGUGGAAACUUGACAUAUAUGAUGUCCCGGUGGCCAAGAUCCAGCCUGGAGGUUCGCUAAAUCUAAGUAAUAUUGAAGAAGGCGAUGAUGUGUAUUUUGAGUGUGCAAUUGAAGCCAACCCGAGGGUGUACAAGAUCGUUUGGAGGCACGAGGACCAGGAACUUCGCCACAACGUGUCUGCGGGCGUCAUCACCAGCAACCGCAGCCUCGUCCUCCAACACGUGUCGAGGACGGCUUCGGGAAGGUACCACUGCGUCGCCUCCAACAUCGAGGGUGACGGGAAGUCGGAGGAUAUUACACUCAGCGUCAAGUACUCACCUGUAUGUCGCGAAAACCAAAUGAUGUAUCACGGAGCCGCCAGGUAUGAGCAGGUCAACAUACCAUGCUCCUUGGACGCCCAUCCGCCCCCCAUCUCCUUUCGCUGGACUUUUAACAUACAAAACAUCACUCAGGAAGGAACACCCGUGUGGGUCAACUUUUGUACACGAGUCAAAAUAGAAAGGGGUUAA
This is a messenger RNA of Penaeus monodon (black tiger shrimp), 1501 nucleotides long. RefSeq names its product nephrin-like. The record is from RefSeq and is a predicted model, not a curated record. NCBI's taxonomy places the organism in Eukaryota, Metazoa, Arthropoda, Malacostraca, Decapoda, Penaeidae.